GAUACUGCUUUGUGUAUGGUCUUGACGAGAAAGUUCAUUAUAAUUUCUAUAUAACCGUGAUAGUUUUUUCUAUUAAUGUUUCGGUUCGUGAUAUGAAAUAGGUUACUGCAUCAUGCGAUGGCAAGCGCCCAGUCGGGCAUGUGAGAAAAAAAGUAAACAUUACGUCAUCAUCUUGAACCGCUGCGUUCUUCGAAAUGUAGAAUAAAUAGCGCCCGAGGAGAACCACUUGCAUUAGUUCAGCGAAAGCAAUGAAUCAGAUUGGAUCAAUUUUGCUUUUGGUAUUCUUUGCCUGCGAAGGAUAUUCCGUAUGCACAAAUAUAAGAAACAGCGACGGAACGGGUGGCUUUGUGAGUAGUCCUUUCUAUCCUUGGGCUUACACAAGCAACACCAUAUGCUCGUAUUACAUCAUGGCGCCAAAAAAACACGUUGUUGCAGUACAGUUCACCUAUUUCGAAUUGCAGGAUGUUGUGUUGGGAAACAUGACAGAUUACCUAAAGGUCAUGUACGGAAGAAAAAACAGCGAAAUACCUCCACAAUAUUUUUACGGGUCACAUUCACCUUUCAAUUUUACAUCGACUACCCAAAGACUUCGUUUGAAAUUCGUUUCUGAUUAUCGGAUCAAUCUAUAUGGUUUCCACGCAACUUACAAAUUUGUCAAUAUCCAAACGCAUUGUGAUACCACAAAGUUGCCGGGCAACGUGACGUCAUGCUCUGACGUAGUCAACGAAUAUGCUACCGAGUGUCUUGCAUCCUGUCCCACUAACUAUUCAACUAUCAGUGGCGCAGACACGACAUGGACUUGUUCAAAUAGGAAUUUCACAGACAACACAACGUGCUUGCCGAAAGCGGAAUUGGUACAAAGAUGCGAGGACACAGAUAUGUUGGACUGUCCCUUUACUAUGAAUGAAAUCAUUGAUUUCUAUCGUACAAACCGACUUCCGAAUGAUGCAAAUGCCUCUGCGGAGCAUAGAGCGAAAGAGGAAGUGGAGUUAGAUGGAGUCCCUUCGCCUGUCAAUCUUGGUCGUUCGGGAGGUGAUUUGUAUGUUUGCAGGAGGAAAUACUGCAGACAAGUUUUCCGACCAUGGCGACAUUACCCGUUUAAGUGUGGCCGCUGUAGAGAUUCCAAGCGAAGAAUUGCUUGCAUGGUAUGCAGGUUUCAAACACGUUGCAACCGAAACCCAUCCCCAGGGUUCUUUAUUUGAAAUAUCCGUUGACGUCCGUCUUUCGGGACCUGCCUUUACUGCUUAUUGUUCUAUUUUACUGCAUUCCUGUAUUGAGCGUACCAUUACAUUUGCCUAUUUUAUGUACAACUAAAACCCCUUUUGACUUUCGUACUGAUGUUUUGUUGUAGAAUACAGCUUUAAAAAUAAAGUUAACAUUACUCUA
Messenger RNA from Ciona intestinalis (vase tunicate), 1386 nucleotides. Lineage: Eukaryota; Metazoa; Chordata; Ascidiacea; Phlebobranchia; Cionidae. The record is from RefSeq and is a predicted model, not a curated record.